AUGACAUCCAGAGAAAACAGUACCGACAAAAAGGGCCCCCAUAAUCGGGAAUCUGUUUUCCUGAGGUCUAAAAACGAACCUCGUUUCAAGAGGCCGUUGGUUGAUCUUGAACAUGUCGUCCAAGGAACCAAAGAAAGUGCUCAAAAACUUCAAAAGCAGCGACAGGACACUUUCACUGCUUUGUCUAAGAUAGCCUGCAAUCCAUGGGACCGAUAUCGAAAAAACUUCAAAAUCAACCAGGCAGGCCCUGGGUGGGUUAUUCAUACAAACGACGCCACUUUUACAGAGGGGAUCAUCAAAGAAGUAAAGACUACGAAAAGCGAGUUAUCCAGGAUAAUAACAAGUCACCAUAAGAACUUUGUUGAUCUUCGAGAGGCAAUCUAUUACGAGGGUGCGGUAUUUCUUAUUUAUGAAAUUAUGGAUGUUUCCUUGGCUCAAGUAUUCAGCUCACCGCUUGGCCGUCUUCAGCUUUUUGAAGUAGCGGCCUUUGCGCGCGAGCUGUUAACAGGCAUUGAGUAUAUGCAUAUAAACCUCAAGAUCACUCACGGAGCCCUGUCAUCAAAUUCAGUCCUUCUAUCAGUAACGGGCGCGGUCAAGAUAGGUAUGUUUGUGACAAAAGCCGUGGGUAAAAGCGAGACUAAAAGGUUCCAGCGAACCUAG
Penicillium digitatum Pd1 is the source of this 660-nucleotide messenger RNA. Lineage: Eukaryota; Fungi; Ascomycota; Eurotiomycetes; Eurotiales; Aspergillaceae. The record is from RefSeq and is a predicted model, not a curated record.